CCAUCAUCCAGACCAGACAGUGCGCCACAGCCCACCAGCCAGCCCCGCACACACACACAGACAUGUCCGACCCCGUCAAGCCAACACCCCCCGCGCCUGCGCCCGUCGGCGUGCCCGAGCCAACAGCGAGCGUGGGAGCUGCUGGCGCCGGAACUGGCGCCGGCGCCGCCGGUGGCCAGGGCUCCAUCCUCGACAAGGCGCGCGACCUCGCCAAGCCGUACAUUGACAACGCGCGCCCGUACGUCGAGAAGGCGCAGGCGGCGAGCAAGCCGUACACGGACGCCGCGUACGCCAAGGGCAAGGAGUGGAAGGAGAGCUGGGAUACCAAGCCCGCCGCAGGCACCGAGGCCGGCGGCCCAGACGCCGUCUCGCGCGUCGGCCUCGGCGAGGGCGCCGCUGCCGCGCCGCCGACACAGCAGCAGGACCUGUCGCAGCGCGCCAAGGGCAUGUUCGACUAUGGUGUUGGGAGCUUGAAGUCUGGCUGGACGCAGCUCGGCGCCACGAUCGACAGCCAGACGGCGACGGCGGACAAGCCGGGCCUCUUCUCGCAGGCUGGGGCGGCGCUCGAGUCGGCCCGUUUGGCGGUCGACAAGCAGCUUGGUACGACGCCCGUCACUGACGCUACUGGUGCCACUGGUGCUGCCGGUGCCGGUGCCGCUCACACCCCCUCGGCCCCCGCUGCUGCCAGCGGGUACGCUGUGGGCGGCACUGCUGCUGCGCCUGCUUCCGCCCCAGCUGCCGCCGCUGCCACGCCUGCUGCCGACGUGUCGCCUGCUUCUGCCGGCACCAAGCCAUCUGCCUAAGCUAGCUAGCUACGCUGGACUAUGUGUUUGCUUGCUCGCGCCUAGUUAUGUUCUGUACGCCGUCGUCGAGACUGUUAUUGUCGCCUGGCACUGUAGAUGCACGGGUGCCGCCCGCCUGCCGAGUGCCACACGACGCGUGGUCUCGGGAUUUUCUGGACCCUGGUUUUUAG
Messenger RNA from Vanrija pseudolonga, 973 nucleotides. RefSeq lists its product as uncharacterized. The record is from RefSeq and is a predicted model, not a curated record. The transcript is spliced from 5 exons. The coding region runs from base 63 to 803 and encodes 246 amino acids. NCBI's taxonomy places the organism in Eukaryota, Fungi, Basidiomycota, Tremellomycetes, Trichosporonales, Trichosporonaceae.